Cygnus olor (mute swan) is the source of this 3521-nucleotide messenger RNA. RefSeq names its product tubulin alpha-5 chain. The record is from RefSeq and is a predicted model, not a curated record. NCBI's taxonomy places the organism in Eukaryota, Metazoa, Chordata, Aves, Anseriformes, Anatidae. Gene Ontology annotation, molecular function: structural constituent of cytoskeleton; GTP binding. Gene Ontology annotation, cellular component: microtubule; cytoplasm. Gene Ontology annotation, biological process: microtubule cytoskeleton organization; mitotic cell cycle. The transcript has 4 exons. The coding region runs from base 2095 to 3441 and encodes 448 amino acids.
AGGCAAGAGCCCCAUACCUGGGGGAGGAGGAGAGGACACACGGCAUGUUCUGGUUAAAAACCCAGCCAUGUCCAGCAAAGGGAUCAGGAGGAAACCUGAUGCUGUGAUGGGAGAGAAACCUAGCUCUGUUCCUGAAUUCAAAGGGCACGGAAGAAGAGGGAAAUGUCUCCCCUUGGAGCAGCCUGCAAUAGUUUUGAGUCUUCUCAGUGUGCUCUUGGCCUCUGUGAGCAGGGAUUUGGGAAGGCACCCCAGGAGGCUGAACUCAACUGGAAAGAAGGAUUAAAGUAGGAACAGCCUGGCCAUCGCUUGUUCUUGUGCUGGAGCUGAUGCCAGAGGGUUUCAAAGGAGCCCCCAUGACUUUUGGUUCCAUUUUAUGCCUCUCCUAUGGUAGCUUCUGGGGAUGCCAUAGGCACAUCCUGAUGGAGCAGCUCCCUUCUUCCCUCUUUGUCAGGACAGGGCAGUGCUGCUGCCAGCCCUUCCCUCACACCCACGGGAUCUGGCUCUCCGUCACGCAGUGCCUGUGCCUGCUCCCAGCCUGACUCUGCCACUGGCACCACGCUGAGACCUCUCCCUGUGCUGCCUGGUGCCCGAACAUCCAGACCUCGUCUCCUUCCUCCAGCUGCAAACGGGAGAUUUGUGUUACCCGUUAUCCAGCACGCUGGGGCCGGAGAUUAAUUUUCCCUGCUUAACGCUUACGCUCCAGCUACGCUGACCCCCGGGGGCUGUCCUCCACUGCUCUCCUCCUCCCGGCAUGCACCCGUGUCCGCUGGAGAGGAAAGUGUGAGCCAGCAGCGGGCCGCACCGAUUCCUGGAGCGGGGCCAGGCGCAUGUCCCAGUGCGCAGGGCAGCUCCGUGGCUCCUGGCGCUGUUCCCUGUGUCCGGAGCGCCGGGCUCAGACUGAGCGGUGCCGGCCGCUGCGCCAGGGCAGGAGCUGCUGCCCCUCGUGCUGGGCACUGCUCCCCACAGCUCCUUGCCAUGUCUGAGUGUGGGGCGAGGAAGGACCCUGCUCCUCCAGGAGUAAUCCCACUGCAUCGGUAACUUCUCCCCGUACCUUCGGAGAGACCUGACUGCUGCCAGGAGCACACAGGACACAACCACAGCUCCUGUGGUUUUUUUUUUUUUUUUUUUUUUUUUUUUUUUUUUUUUUUUUUUUUUUCCUGAAGGCUAGCCUGCACCUCUGCCUUAGACCCCACUGCAGGGGGUACCCAGCAGCUUCUCCUGGCACGUUCCCAGGUAGCAGAGCCCCUGUCCCCAAGGGCAGGGAGUGCUGUGUGAGACCGUGUCCUGGCGGCAAGGACAGAGCCCUCUCCUUGCCGUGCUCAGUGCACAAGGCUGGAGUGCUGGGUUCUGCUUUUCCCCAGCCAGUGAGGCUGGCAGUGGCUCGCACGUCCCCAGCAGCAGCACCAGCCCUGGCCCCGGGGGGAUGCACUCCCCCAGAGGGGUUUCUCUGUGUGCAGGCACGAGGAGUCACUUGGGUAUCAACAAAUGGGUGCAGUCACCCCUCUUUCCAGCCCCGCAGCCCAGACUGGCUGUGCCCUUCUGCAGUCUCACCGGGUGCCCGGUGCUGCCUGCCUGUCCCCACCCUUGGGGAAGGGCAGCCCCUGGCCAGAGGAUCCCCAAGUGCUGAGAUGGCCAAGGGACGUUUUGGGGCACCCUGAUCUCCAGACCUGGUCCUCAUCUCUCACUUGUUUCUCCUCUUUUCUCCUGCUCUAGGGACCCAGGUGCUGCAGCCCUGGAGUUCUUGGGGUGGGGUGGGGGUUAGCUCCCAGCAGAGUUUGGGGUGAGGGGGGGCUGGUGGCAGAGCAGUUAUGGGGCUGCUGUACCCUGUCCCGUGGCUGAGCCCUGCCUCCUGGUGUCCACAGCCCCGGCACCCUGGGGUCCCCCCCCGGUGCGCAGGGACCCAGGCAGGCUCCCGCCGCCCCGGGGGAGCUUCCCCCCGCCCCGCAUGCAAAUGUACCCAAAUGAGGGGGGCGUGGCGGCACCAGACCCCUCCCCGCUAUAAGAAGUUCGCUGCGGCGGGGAUUGCAGCAGCCGCAGCUCCACACCGAGCCCAGCCGCACCGAGCCGCCGGGACAGCCCGGGCCCCCCCGCAGCAUGCGCGAGUGCAUCUCCGUCCACGUCGGCCAGGCCGGCGUCCAGAUGGGCAACACGUGCUGGGAGCUGUACUGCCUGGAGCACGGCAUCCAGCCCGACGGGCAGAUGCCCAGCGACAAGACCAUCGGCGGGGGGGACGACUCCUUCACCACCUUCUUCUGCGAGACCGGCGCCGGGAAGCACGUCCCGCGGGCCAUCUUCGUGGACCUGGAGCCCACCGUGAUCGAUGAGGUGCGGGCUGGGAUCUACCGGCAGCUCUUCCACCCCGAGCAGCUCAUCACCGGCAAGGAGGACGCUGCCAACAACUACGCCCGCGGGCACUACACCAUCGGCAAGGAGAUCAUCGACCAAGUGCUGGACAGGAUCCGGAAACUGGCUGACCAGUGCACGGGCCUCCAGGGCUUCCUCGUUUUUCAUAGCUUCGGAGGCGGCACCGGCUCCGGAUUCACCUCCCUGCUGAUGGAGCGACUCUCUGUUGACUACGGCAAGAAGUCCAAGCUCGAGUUCUCCAUCUACCCUGCCCCACAGGUCUCCACCGCUGUGGUGGAGCCCUACAACUCCAUCCUCACCACCCACACCACCCUGGAGCACUCGGACUGUGCUUUCAUGGUGGACAACGAGGCCAUCUAUGAUAUCUGCCGCAGGAACCUGGACAUCGAGCGCCCGACCUACACCAACCUCAACCGCCUCAUCAGUCAGAUCGUCUCCUCCAUCACCGCCUCGUUGAGGUUUGACGGGGCCCUGAACGUCGACCUGACCGAGUUCCAGACCAACCUGGUGCCCUACCCUCGCAUCCACUUCCCCCUGGCCACCUACGCCCCCGUCAUCUCUGCAGAGAAGGCCUACCACGAGCAGCUGUCGGUGGCCGAGAUCACCAACUCGUGCUUCGAGCCGGCCAACCAGAUGGUGAAGUGCGACCCUCGGCACGGCAAGUACAUGGCGUGCUGCCUGCUGUACCGCGGGGACGUGGUGCCCAAGGACGUCAACGCCGCCAUCGCCACCAUCAAGACCAAGCGCAGCAUCCAGUUCGUGGACUGGUGCCCCACGGGCUUCAAGGUGGGCAUCAACUACCAGCCGCCCACCGUGGUGCCGGGGGGGGACCUGGCCAAGGUGCAGCGUGCCGUCUGCAUGCUGAGCAACACCACGGCCAUCGCCGAGGCCUGGGCUCGCCUCGACCACAAGUUCGACCUGAUGUACGCCAAGCGCGCCUUCGUGCACUGGUACGUGGGCGAGGGCAUGGAGGAGGGCGAGUUCUCCGAGGCGCGCGAGGACAUGGCUGCCCUGGAGAAGGAUUACGAGGAGGUGGGCCUGGACUCCUACGAGGACGAAGAGGAGGGCGAGGAGUAGAGACGCCGCGGCCCAAGGGGACCUUGCUCCUUCUCCCGUGUCUCCUGCGGGAACCUUUUGCAAUAAACCGUUUGAGAGCC